AGAAGCCACCACUUUUGGCAUUGCCCGUCAUGGAGAAGACUAGACAUCUUUCUCAGCCAAACUCCGGAAGGAAAGAUAUAUUGCAUGGAAAAUUAUCAGGAUUUGAUAGCAACUCACCAAGUCCAACAGAGGCAGAGAAGAAAUGGCAGUUCUCAUCUGGUCUACCAAAUUUACCGCCAAGACUGCAGAAGAAAAGACGUAGUUUUGAGAACACCAGAGUGAAUCAUCCACCACUUUUAUCUGAACCAAGUUGGGAUGAUGAAGUUGAUGAUUAUGCUGAACCAUUUGUUCCAAAUUUUGACCCCAGGAGGCCUUUAGAAUCUCAUAUUGGUAAACAAUCUGUUGACACUUUAGAAGAAAUAACAUUACCAGAGAAAAGAAAAACAGAAGAUGUGAAAGUAGAUGGAGAGAAAGAAAAACAGGAAGAGGAUGAAGACUGGUGUCAGGUGACCAAAAAGAAAAGGAAAGAAACCAAACCAUCAGAUGUUAAGAAACCAGCUACUGCCAGUAGGAUACGACACAAAUCUGCAGCAGACAAGACAACCAAGAGCAAUAACUUUGACAGACUUGUUCAGAUGUUAAUGGAAGUCUAUACAGGACUUACAAGGUCACAGGUUAUGGAUGUUAUUCAAGAGGUACGAGUGGUCAGGGGUGGACUCAGUGGUCUGACCGUUAAAGAAAUCAUGGAGAUAGCCAGGACAGUUAUAAUAAAAAAAUAUGAACACAAAAUGACAAAUAACCAGAGACCUAUGCAGGCAUCAGAUGUCAAAGGCAAGACAUCAACAAUGACUGGCAGGAGGAAGGCGGAGCUUCAAAAUAUUGCCACUGGUCAUCCCUCCAAUCAGGUCACCAUGGAAACAGUUGAAGAGAGAGCCAAUCGGAUAAAAGUAUACAAUGCCAUGAAGGCCAAUCAAGCUUUACACACAUCAGAAAAAAUGAUUGAUGAUGAAGAUGAUAUAUGUGUGAUUUGCCAUGAUGAGUUGUCGUAUGGAGAGACUAAGAUGUUAGACUGUAAACAUGAGUUUCAUACUGAGUGCAUCAGUAAGUGGGUAUAUGAAAGAGAAAGAACCUGCCCAACAUGUAGGGGGCAUGCCUUGUUUGAAGAUGACUUUCCCAAGCUGGGAAACUAAAAAUAGCGUAUGUUCUGCAGAAAAAGAGCAGAGGUGAAAGGUCAAGCUAUGAAUCCAGACCUGUGGAGAAAGUUCGUGCAAUAUGCUGUUUCUGAAGACGGUGGCCAAGAUAGGUUGUCAUAUUAAUGUUUCAAAAAGUUAACCAUGGUCUGUCAGUUUAUAGAAUUAUGUAGAAUGUUAUGGGGUAAAGGUUUAAACAGUUUUCAAACUGAUAAAGAAUCGUGCAUGAUGCUGAGUGUAAAAGUUUGAAAGAUCUCUCAUCCACUGAUAUAUAAUUAUGCAGAAAUAAUGUCAAAACAAUUUAUAAAAGAUUUUAAAGCCUCUCUCUCUCUUUCUUCUAUUAUGUAUAAAUAAUGUUGAUAUAAUUUUGAAUUGUAAAGAUUCUUUCUCUCUCCUUUGAUAUAUAAUUAUGUAGAAAUAAUGUUAAUACAGUUUUAAAGAUUCACUUUUUCAUCCCCACAAGUUGAAAAUUAUGGGAAUUGUAAUUUUCAACAAUAAAGUUUAAAGGUUUUCUUCACAACUGUUAAAAAAACCAUUCACAACUGUUCAAAAAUUAUUGGGAAUGUUAAGAAUGAAAUUUGAAAGUAAAUUUUGUUUAAGAAUAUUUGAUAGAUGUGAAUGAUGGUAACAGAAAAAAGAUAAAGGGAGACGUAUAUUUUGACUGUAAUUUGUAUGGAAGUAGUUUAAUUGAUCGCUUACUUACAUGCUUUGGUUCUUUUUGUUAAAAUACCAACCAUUUUGUGUUCACAACUAUAUUAUCUUUUUGUUUACAUAUCAGAUUAUUUGUAAGAAGUGUGUUACCUCUAACUCUUUGUAAAGUUGAUGACUAUGUGACAUAUCUGUUGUAACUGGUGACAAAUAAUCUUUUACAAUUCAAGUUCAUGAUUAAGUUAACAAAUAUUUCAUGGCCCAUUGCAAUGUAUUAUAUAUAGAUCUGAUAAGUUGGUACUGAGGAUAAAUAUAUGACUUGUGUUGCUUCUAUGGAGAAAAUGAUAUCCACUGUUUUUGUAUAUGUAAUAAUUUUGCACACUUUAUCUGGUUUGAUACAAAAAAAGUGUAAAUGUGUAUUAAAAAGUAUUUACAUUUUUGACAAAGUAUGUGCUAUUUGUUUUCUAUUGAAGUAAUAGUUGUUUAUUGCCUGACUUUUUAGCAUUAUGUUAAGUUGGAAUUCUGAUAUUUUAUUUUGUACUCAUUGUUUUUCUUUUCUUCAGUGAUGUUUAUAGACACAUACACUUUGCUUUUUAGUGCUAGUCAAAACCUCUCUUAGUUUUAAUACCCCUUUUGAAGGAUAUUAUAACUAUCUUAUUGCUUUAAAACAUAUAAUUAAAAAAAAAAUUGACCAAUAGACAUAUAAUGUUAAAGAUCUGGAGCUAUAAUUAAUGGCAAAAAAAAGUUUUUUCAUAACAGUUUCUUGUGUAUAAUUCGGAGUUUAGUAUGACGUCCAUUAUCACUGUACCAGUAUACAUAUUUUUAAGGGGCCAGUUGAAGGACUCCUAUGGGUGCGGGAGUUUCUCACUUCAUUGAAGACCCAUUGGCAGCCUUCAACCGUUGUCUGCUCUAUGGUCGGGUUGUUGUCCCUUUGACACAUACCCCAUUUCCUUUCUCAAAUUGAUGUUCUUCUUUUUUUAGGUUAAGACUUUUAUUUAACAUAUCUAGUUCUUGCAUAUAUUAAAUUAUUGUAUUGAGAUAAGAUGGUUGUGUUAUCCGUUUCAUUUUGUGAAUCAUUAAAUAUAGUAAUUAUCUAAAAUGAUAAUGAGAAAAUGUUUGAGCCAGCUUUUAUUGAUAGACAUCAGAAAAAAACUUUCAUGAAAAGAAAAUCUCAUAUUAAAUUAUUCCAUCUAAUUUCAUUAAUAAUGGUAACUUGAUACCCUUUUUCAGAAUUUGUUUGUUUUUAUGGGCAUUAUGUUUUCUGGUUAGUGGCUCCAGGUUAAAGUUUUUGGUCAAGGUAGUUUUUGAUUCAGUUGAAGUUUAAUCAACUUGAAACUUAGUACUCAUGUUCCCUAUGAUAUGAUUUUUCUAAUUUUAAUGCCAAAUCAGAGAUUUCCCCCCAGUUUUAUGGUCCACUAAACACAGAAAAUGAUAGUGCAGAUGGGGCAUCUGUGUACUGUUGACACAUUCUUGUUUCAUAUUUAUUUUGUCUGUGGGCUCUGUCCAGACUUUUCUGUAAAUAUCAAUCUAUUUAAAAUCAGGAAAGAAUGAAUUAAGAAGACAUACAGAUUAGAAAACAAUGAAAUUUAACAAUUGUAAAAUUGCACAGAAGUGAGACAUAAGUCAACUGUUUAUGGAUACACAGCUUAAUCUUAGACAUAAGAGAAAUUGAUUCAUUAUUUUAUACUGUAUUUUCAGAAUUUUUUGCGAGAUUUUUAUUAUUACAGAAAAAUGUGACACAGUACUAAUAAUAAAGCACUUUUUACAAUCCAGAUUAUGAUAAUGAAUAUUAUUAUACUUCACGUUAAAAUGCCAUAUUUUGAUUGGCUAAUACGAGGGUGUCAUUUUACUCUAUCACAUAGCUGAGAGGGUGACAAUUUUUUUGAAUGUUACCCUCUUGUCUCAACCAAUCAAAAAUCGACAAUUUAAAGGACAAUGGAUUGAAUUUACAUCAAGUAGUUGAAUACAAUGCUUAAGUUUGACGUUUUGGAUCAAAUUUUAUUAUUUAACUGUCAAAAUAAAAAAAAAAACAUCUUGUUGUUUAUUUCUAAUACUCGUAACGUUGUUAUGUACGUGACGUCAUAGAAAAUCCUUUUGAAAUAAAAUUUAUCUGUAAAAGACAAAAAUGGUAGGACGUUCAGUAUAAUAAAUUAAAUAACACAUAGCUGAGAGGGUGAUAGAGCAGAUUGGUACCCCUUGAAAAAGCAUUGUCAACCUUGGCUUCGCCGCGGUUGACAAUGUUUUCUCGGGGUACCAAUCUGCUCUAUCACCCUCUCAGCUAUGUGUUAUUUAUAUAAUGUCACAUUGAUAAUUUACCAUGCCAUAUUGUAGAAAAUUUUCAUAUAUUACAAUUUAUUUAUGUCACAAUAAUGAACCAUCUGAAAUGUGUAAGGGAAAACAUUUGUAUAAAAAAUUUUGUUUUAAAAAGUGUCAUUGUUGUAUUAUUUUUUUUUAUGUUUCUACAUCAAGAAGAUGAGUUUUAUUAUGUUAAAGUUUGAACCAGUGACCUUUUUUUGGCAAGUUUUUGCCUUGUGUCAGUGUUCUUAAAUUGAUUUUUUUUUUUUACAUUUUUUGUGUGGCUUAAAUACAAUGUUAAGUAUAUUUCAAAGUAAGCUUAAAUUUAUGGAUAAAAAUGUGUUGGGUCUAACAGCUAUCUGUCUGUCUGUACAAGAGAUGGGACAAAUCACUUCACUGCCAUUAAUUGGUUCUUUUAUUGAUUGAAAUUAACUUAAACCUAUUCCCUCAAAAAAUAGUAAUAUACGGUUAUUGCAUGAAUAUUGGGGAAUAUUGUCCCGAGUGGAAUUUUAUUUUGCACGAGCUUGUGAGUGCAAUAUAUGUUCUACGAGGGACAAUAUUCCCCAAUAUUCAUGCAAUAACUCCUUUAUUGUAUAGCAAUAUAAUAUUUGAAAGUAAAAAUUGGUUUAAACUGAAGAUUUGUUGUUGAUGACGUCAUAAAUUUUGAAGAUUUAUUGCACGCUAACUUUAGGUUACUUUCUGUGGGAAAUAUUAAAUUGCUAUACAAUAAUAUGAUUUCCAUUAUUAAAUUAAUAAUUGCACUCUAUUUUAUUUCUUUUUGUCAUCAGUUAUGAAUAAAUUUGCUGAAAUUAUUUGAGUAAACUUUUUAAGGUGGGACAUAAAAGGACAAAUAUCUCUCCAACAGCCUUAGAUUUCUUGUUUCUGAUUUUUAUUAAAAACUUAUUUUACAAUGUCAUUUUUAAGAUUUAAUAAAAA
Mytilus trossulus (common blue mussel) is the source of this 5009-nucleotide messenger RNA. RefSeq names its product E3 ubiquitin-protein ligase TTC3-like. The record is from RefSeq and is a predicted model, not a curated record. NCBI's taxonomy places the organism in Eukaryota, Metazoa, Mollusca, Bivalvia, Mytilida, Mytilidae. The transcript is spliced from 7 exons. The coding region runs from base 30 to 1130 and encodes 366 amino acids.